Molecule: messenger RNA, 3054 nt
Organism: Ceratosolen solmsi marchali
Lineage: Eukaryota; Metazoa; Arthropoda; Insecta; Hymenoptera; Agaonidae
Gene: Oatp74D
Product: Organic anion transporting polypeptide 74D
Exons: 14
Coding region: 621-2870 (749 amino acids)
Biological process (GO): sodium-independent organic anion transport; transmembrane transport
Cellular component (GO): basolateral plasma membrane
Molecular function (GO): protein binding
Source: RefSeq, a predicted model, not a curated record
GCGGCAUCAGUAGCGUCAAAUCAGUUGCACGCGAACCGCGGUGUUGCGUGGGUCUAUUUAAUUUUACAAUUAUUGUUUACCUUGAGUUGUAUGCAUGAAGGCUUCCUUCUGUCAAUUUGAACUUAUAUCGUUACACCGUGUAUAUACAACAUGUUUUGGUUAUUCAUAAAAAAUUUCUAUACGGUUACUCAUUGCCAACCUACAUUAUAUGGUAAUGAACUAGAGAUGAAGGUGCAACACGACAAAAAUGUCAUUAUUAUUAAUAUUGAUAUUUACCGGUAUGACAAAUUCCGCUAAUGAAUAAAUAAAUUAACUUAGUAGAUAUUAGAAAUUAACAGAAGAAAUUAGAGUAAAAGUUUCGCGUUAAAUUUGGCACGCAAAAAGCUGUAAAACGAUAACGUUGGGAGAAGUGGAAGGGAUGAGGUGAUGCUACUUUGGUUCUUCUGCGCCUGUGACAAAACACGCUGUGCGCCGAAAUCUUAGUGAGAGGAAAUAUGUAUUCAGUAAUAUCGUUCGUCAAAGAUGUGAUCUUAAUAUUGAUAUAAUUAGUCGAAUUGAAAAUAUAUUAGCACUGCUAAUUUAAGCCUGCCUAAAUAGCGUACUUUGAAGAUUAAUGAAAAAUGGCAGGUGAAAAUACUUUGACACUUUCAAAUGGAGCAAUAGAGCCAAUGACGAUUAUUCCAUGCAACGGCAAAUUGAUUAUAAGUAAUGAAUUAAAGAAGGAACAAUAUAACAACAAUGGUUUAAUAAUGUCAAAUGGCAAAGAAUUAAAGAUAUCGGCUGUAGAGAAUGGUAAACUUAUCGCAACAAACAAAAAAUGUAGUAACUAUCAAACCAAUUUUGAAGAUGAAGAUAUUUCUUGUGGUUGGGGACCAAUCAGGCCUCAUUGGCUGCAAAGAUUUGCCACCAAGCAAGUGUUCCUUGUUAUUUUUUGUAUUACAUGGGUACUCCAAGGGAUGUAUUUUACAUAUUUUGUUUCGGUUAUCACGACAAUUGAAAAGUUAUUUCAAAUCCAAUCUAAAACGACAGGAUUGAUAAUGUCGGCUACUGAACUCGGUCAAAUCGGUUCGUCUUUGCUCUUAACGUAUUAUGGUGGUCAAGGUCAUCGGCCCAAGUGGAUAGCAUGGGGUAUGAUACUGUUUGCUGCGAGUUCCUUUACUUGUUCCAUGCCACAUUUUAUCUUCGGUGAACAGCUUAUCAAGCAGAAUGAGCUAUUGUUCAAUGGAGGUACUUUAAGUGGUGAGGUUAAUGGAACUAACGUCACUAAUCCUAUACCUGCGAACCUCUGCAAAUUUUUUGAGAAACCUGAAAAUUCAUCUUUCAAUGGAUGGUCAUCAGGUGUAGCAAUGCACCGUCAACGCACUGACACUGCGGAAUAUUGCGAAGGUGAUUUCCUAACAGAACAGCGAAUCCAGAGCAAAAUAGUCACUGUCGUAUUAGCUAUUUUCUUCGUCUCAUUACUGGGAGUUGGAAUGGGUCAAACGGCUGUUUAUACUUUAGGUAUACCCUAUAUAGAUGACAAUGUAGCUAGUCGCGAGAGUCCAUUAUAUUUUGCCAUUACGAUAGGCGUUAGAAUUCUUGGUCCAGCUAUGGGCUUUAUGCUGGGAUCAUUAUGUACAAUGGUUUACGCUGAUUUAUCAGUAGAUCCUCCCAUUACUCCUUCGGAUCCAAGAUGGGUAGGAGCAUGGUGGUUUGGUUUGGUUCUUAUAUCAACGAUGUUAAUGUUAGUUACCAUUGGUAUGUUUGCAUUCCCUACGCGAUUGCCAAAAAGUAGAACUCCACCAAAAAGGUCCGAUGCUAAGAAACCAAGUCUUAUAGAUUUUCCUAAAGCUGUUAAGAGGUUAUUAAAAAAUGAUAUUCUAAUGUUUCGAACAGCUAGUAGUGUUUUGCAUAUAUUACCUAUUGCAGGAUUAUAUACGUUUUUACCGAAGUAUCUUGAAAGCCAAUUUCGCUUAGCGGCUCAUCAUGCUAACUUGAUUUCAGGUGUUGGAGGUAUUUUAGUAAUGGGUCUAGGAAUAAUACUCAGUGGGUUCUUUAUUUUAAAGGCUAAGCCAAAUGCAAGAUUUGUUGCAGCUUGGAUUGCUUUUACAGCAAUUGCUUACGCUAUCGGUAUGGGAAUACUAAUGUUUGUUGGAUGUCCAAUGAAUGAUUUUACUGGACUCGUUACAAAUAAUGAAGGAUCUUCUCAUUUUGAGCCUAUUUGUGAGGCAACUUGCGAUUGUGAUAAAAAUAAAUUCAGUCCGAUUUGUGGUAUGGAUGGCAGAACAUACUUUUCAGCUUGUCAUGCGGGUUGUUCCAAUUACACAGUUUUCGAAGGAAAAGUAGCAAACUUCACAGAUUGUCAAUGUAUUAGAAAAAAUCACACGAUAUUAGAAAUUGCAGCCAUAGCGAAAACCGGCUACUGUCCUCUUGAUUGCAAUAAUUUCUACAUAUAUCUAAUUUUGUUCUCUGUCUUCGUUUUUAUUCAUUCGACGAGUGAGGUUGGUUCGAUGCUUCUUAUUCUGCGCUGUGUUGAUCCGCGAGAUAAGGCGAUGGCUCUUGGUCUCAUACAAUUUGCGAUUGGCUUAUUUGGUAAUGUGCCCUGUCCAAUAGUGUACGGCGCUGUUGUUGAUUCCGCCUGCCUCGUUUGGGAAUACUCCUGCGGUGAACGUGGAGCUUGUUGGUUGUAUGAUUCCAAUGUCUUUAGGAUGUUUUUUCAUGGUACAACUGGUGGUAUUUUGGCGUUAGCUUUUAUCGUUGAUAUGAUAGUUUGGUACAAGGCUGGAAGCAUAAAUUUUGUGGAUGAGCAAGAACACAAGGUGGGUACUUCAGAGGAGAUGAGAAAUCUCAAGACUCAAGAUAUUCAAACUAUAGAUAAUGAGUACUUAUGAAACAACAUAUAAAAUAUACUGUGUUUAAACAGCUAAUUAUAUGACAACCAUUUAUUCAUUGACGGAUCUGGAGCUAGAAGCCUAUAUUUUAUUUUUUGGUAUAAGCACACAUGAGUAUGAAUUUCAUAGAUAAAUAAAAACUUACGUCGUGUAAUAACACAGGAAACUAUAUAUUGAAUUAAUU